AUGUCGGACGGUAUAUCUUCCAGAUUCAGAGCUUGGUUCCAGAAUGGAGGAGGCCGUAUUCACCAGGACAUUGAGUUCAAGCCCGUUGACUCUGGCCUCGCUGUCGUGUCCCUCAAACCCCUUCCGAAGGAUCUGAAUGUCAUAACAUGCCCUCUGUCCCUCGUUGUUACCCCGGAACUAUCUCGAGAUGCUUUGUCGUCUCUGGGGUUGAACUGCGUGGGACUCACAGAGAAGCAACUAAUUUGCACGUACCUCAGUAUGCAUUGGGUACUUGAUAAAACAAGCCAAGAAAACUCAAGUAGCAGUAUCCUACCCCAUUUCCGUCACGGACCAUAUCUGUCUAUGAUGCCAGACCAGAGCAAGUUGCGAACUUCGCUUCACUUCAAUCCGCAAGAGUUGGAUGCUUUGAAGGGCAGCAAUCUCUACGCGGCAACACUCGAUCGCUUGUCUGACAUGCAGACCAAUUGGACGACGUGUCGUGCUGCUGUGGUGGCAGCGGACGCGUCAUUGGCGGGAAAUUUUACUUUCGACUUGUAUUUGACGGCAUCAACAUAUCUAGCUUCUCGAGCAUUCCCUUCUUCGAUAUUGUCACCGAAUCCCACACUUGUUGCCUCUCCUUCCUCCUACCCCGUCCUUCUCCCAGGAAUCGACACUCUGAACCAUGCACGCGGGCAGCCAGUCACUUGGCUUGUCUCAUACCCAGAUCAGAUUGAGGCCGCCUCGGUACGCGACCCAUCUGUUUCCCUCGUUCUUCACGCAUCAACGCAAACUGGCGAAGAGCUAUUCAACAACUACGGUCCUAAGCCAAAUUCCGAGCUCAUCCUCGCGUACGGUUUCACUCUCCCAGACAACCCCGACGACACAAUAGUGCUUCGGAUCGGGGGGCAAGGCGGUACUGGCAAGAAAUGGGAAAUAGGUCGCGACGCGCAGGGUUUCGACGCCGUUUGGGAAGAGGUUUACACGAUCUUCUCCAGCCAGGCAAAUGAUGAGGAAGUAGAACCUUUCGCAAAUGAACUGGACACGGCAAACAUGUUGAUCGAUAUGCUGGGUACCCUUCUCGAAAGACUACCCGAUGACAAUAACUUCGCCAUUGAAAUACGACACGAUGUUCAAACAAUGAUCAGCCACUAUAUUGAAGGACAGCAAGGUAUUCUCGAAGCAGCUCUACAGUACUGCGAAAAGAAGAGAGAGGAUGCUCUGAAAGUCGCCAAUGAGCUAGGGUUCGAUUUGUCGUUCGACGACGACAUUUAA
Pleurotus ostreatus (oyster mushroom) is the source of this 1251-nucleotide messenger RNA. RefSeq lists its product as uncharacterized. Gene Ontology annotation, molecular function: protein-lysine N-methyltransferase activity. The transcript has 4 exons. The coding region runs from base 1 to 1251 and encodes 416 amino acids. NCBI's taxonomy places the organism in Eukaryota, Fungi, Basidiomycota, Agaricomycetes, Agaricales, Pleurotaceae. Gene Ontology annotation, biological process: peptidyl-lysine monomethylation. The record is from RefSeq and is a predicted model, not a curated record. Gene Ontology annotation, cellular component: nucleus.